Coffea eugenioides is the source of this 669-nucleotide messenger RNA. RefSeq lists its product as uncharacterized. The transcript has a single exon. Bases 1 to 669 code for a protein of 222 amino acids. Gene Ontology annotation, biological process: DNA repair; telomere maintenance. Gene Ontology annotation, molecular function: DNA helicase activity. Lineage: Eukaryota; Viridiplantae; Streptophyta; Magnoliopsida; Gentianales; Rubiaceae. The record is from RefSeq and is a predicted model, not a curated record.
AUGAGGAGACUUUUUGAAACACUUUUGGUUUAUUCUUGCCCUAAUGACCCAAAGGCAUUGUGGCUGAAUUUUGAAUUUUCUAUGUCAGAAGAUUUUGCCAAGUGUUCAGCAAUGACACCUGCACAAGUGAAAAGCAAAGUCUUGCAGCAAAUUGAUGGCUUUUUGCAAUCCUUGGGAAAAAGCAUACAUUCAUAUAAUUUGAUUCCCACUGGAUUCUCUUAUGAAAAUAUAGAAAAUGAAACUCGAGAAUUAAUAGCAGAAAGAAACAUUGUCAUUUCAGAAACUGACUUAAAUUUAAUUAAGUUGCUCAAUGAAAAACGGAAAAAGGCAUUCAUAGUCAUAUUUGAGAGAAUUUACUCAGACAGACCUGGUGGCUUUUUCAUUGAUGGUCUAGAUGGUAUAGGAAAAACAUUCUUGUACAGAGCUUUGUUAGCUAAUGUUAGAUCCAAAGGCUAUCUUGCACUCGCUACAACUACAUCAAGAAUUGCAGCUUCCAUUCUACUAGGUGGAAGAACUGCACAUUCCAGAUUUAAAAUUUCAAUAGAUAUCUUUGAUAGUGCAACAUGUCAAAUCAGUAAACAAACUUCUUUAGCUACAAUGAUGAAGGAAGCAAAACUAAUAAUUUGGGACGAAGCACAAUGUCUAAAAAAGCAGCAAUCGAAGCUUUAG